This is a messenger RNA of Paralichthys olivaceus (Japanese flounder), 1243 nucleotides long. Its product is annotated as aquaporin AQPAe.a. Lineage: Eukaryota; Metazoa; Chordata; Actinopteri; Pleuronectiformes; Paralichthyidae. Gene Ontology annotation, cellular component: plasma membrane. Gene Ontology annotation, molecular function: water channel activity. The record is from RefSeq and is a predicted model, not a curated record. Gene Ontology annotation, biological process: water transport; transmembrane transport.
ACGACAGGCGGACGGAGCUGCAGAGAAACGACAACAAACCUGAGGGCCGGAGACUGAGUGAGUUUGAAAUGACGUGGCGUGAGCUACGGAGUCGGCAGUUCUGGCGAGCCAUGCUGGCAGAGCUGCUCGGCACCCUGGUGUUAGUGAGUGCCGUGCUGGGCGCCUCUGUGCCGGGCCCAGGAGAGGCCCCUGGGGGACCCCUGUACCCAGCUGUGGCCGUGGGUGUGGUGAUUGUUGCACUGGGACACUGUUUUGGAGAAAUAAGUGGUGCACAGGUGAACCCGGCAGUGACUCUGUCUCUGUUGGCCACUCGGAGGGUGGACGUCCUCAGGGCCCUUUUCUACAUCGCAGUGCAGUGUCUGGGGGCCUCUCUGGGGGCCGGGGCCCUCUACCUGGCCCUGCCGCUGAAAACCACCGCGGAACACUUUGUCAACAGGGUGCCUCUGGAGUUGACCGCAGCCCAGGCGCUGGGUAUUGAGGUUCUGUGCACCUUCCAGAUGGUCUUCACUAUUUUCUCAGUGGAGGACCAGCGGCGGAGGGAGAGUCCAGAACCAGGAAACUUAGCCAUCGGAUUAGCUCACACAGCUGGAGUGUUAAUAGGGGCCCGGUUCUCUGGUGCGUGUAUGAAUCCGGCUCGUGCUCUGGGUCCAGCCAUCAUCGUCGGGUUCUGGGAAAAUCACUGGGUUUACUGGAUAGGCCCGGUGCUCGGUGCUUUGCUAGGUGGAGUGUCCCAUGAGUUCCUCUUCGCACGCAGCGCCUCUCGCCAGAAGCUGGUGGCAUGUCUGACCUGUAAGGACAUCGAGAUCGUGGAGACAGCCAGUAUGACUGGAUCAUCCUUGUCCACGGUCACACAGAACGCCAUGAGAGCCAAGCAGGCCAACAAACAAGACAACAAUUGAGGACAUGUGAAUUAAAAGAGAAAAGGCACAUAGAAUCAAUGAUUACAGCAAUAUUACAGUGAUUUGAUGAUGUAUAGUGUACAGUGGAUGUCAUGCAGUUUAGAGAGGGCAGUGGGGGGGAACCAACAAAAAGGGAUUCUGUGGAAACUAACGUAUGAAAACACCAGUUUUCAAUAAUAAUAGUUUGGUAAAUGUAAUAAUGACAAAAGACACAGAGACUGACUGAUGAGAGAGGUUAUUGUACAGUGGCAAAAGAAAAGUGAGUCCGUAUACAUUCAUAUAUUUUUCCAUAGAUACAGUUACAUAUGUAGGUAAAUACAUUUAUGUAUAAAUUAGUCACAAUA